Molecule: messenger RNA, 3900 nt
Organism: Trypanosoma rangeli
Lineage: Eukaryota; Euglenozoa; Kinetoplastea; Trypanosomatida; Trypanosomatidae
Product: putative protein kinase
Exons: 1
Coding region: 1-3900 (1299 amino acids)
Biological process (GO): protein autophosphorylation; peptidyl-serine phosphorylation; intracellular signal transduction
Cellular component (GO): cytoplasm; nucleus
Molecular function (GO): calcium/calmodulin-dependent protein kinase activity; ATP binding; calcium-dependent protein serine/threonine kinase activity
Source: RefSeq, a predicted model, not a curated record
AUGAUACGCGACACGAGGAUGUCGGUGUGGGAAGACAACCGGGAAAACGACGGCGGCAUUGGCAGCAGUAGCAGCACACGACAAGAUGACGCUGAAAGAGCCGAGGAAGAGGAAGAUGAAAAAAAUGGGCGGCCACGGACACCAUCGUCGCGCGUCAUGGUUUCUAUUCCACGCGAAUUGUCACACACACCUGCCAUUGCCGGAUUGUCCCCUACGGCCAGGACGCCGUUGAUUCAGCAGUGUCAUUUGCAUCGCGGUAACUACUACAAAACUGACAACAACGAUGGGUAUCACCAACCACCGUUGGAGCAAAUGACUGUCUCAUUCGAGGAAGAUGGCCUGCAGCUCACAACGACAAGUCUGUUAGGUAAAGGAGGCUUUGGUCGUGUGUAUGUGGCGCGGUCAAAUGGUGGUGAGUUAUAUGCGUUAAAGGCAUCUGCAAAGAAAAUGUCCACGGCUGACUGGUCCCGUCUUCAUAAGGAGGUGGAACUAAUGAGUCACUUCUCACGGCACCCCAACGUAGUGAAGUUCAUCGCCGCUGGGCGUGACGAGGAACGUGCGUAUGUAGUGAUGGAGUGUUGUGCCAGCCGCUCGCUCCAUGAUGUUAUCGCCAAUCACGGAAUGGAUGUGCCGGAGAUUCUCUGGGUGGGGUGGGCGCUUGUUGACACCAUUGCUUUUAUGCACUCUAAGGGUUGUAUCCACCGUGACCUCAAGCCACAAAACCUUCUUUUUGACUUUGAUGGGAAUCUGAAAAUUACAGACUUCGGUCUCUCCAGUCGGGUUGCGGAGGCACAACCACGCAAGACGGUUGCGGGUACCGCCAUGUACAUGGCACCAGAGAUAGCCGAGGCCGUUUACAAGCGCAUGAGUAACUCAACAGAUCAGCAGCCGCUUCAGUACGGCCAAGAAGUGGAUACGUGGAGCAUUGGUGUCGUGCUCUACGUCAUGCUGACUCGCAUGAACCCAUACGUGGAGGCAAUGGAAAAGCGAGGAACACGUGACAUGGACAAAAUGCAAAAAACCCUAAGCCUCUUUAACGCGGUAGCGGAUGCUGCAUGGAGUUGGCCGACGGGGUGGUCAGGCGAUCCGGAGCUUUGCGAUAUUGUGAACCGGGCACUUCAUCAGGAUGCCAGAAAGCGGGCCACACUGCAGGAGUUGUUGCAGCACCCCGUGUGGAAUCGACGUCCACUCUCUUGUCCACUUUCUCUCCUGCACAAGUUGCACCUCUUGGAACGUCCUGCCUCUUCUGCCUCCCGCCACGCCUUGACGCGUCGUUCAUUGAGUCGUGUAGCAGAAAAUCUUCCAAUUCCAGCUGCAAAGAAGACGGCAGAUGAUGUGCUUGUAGAUGGAAUGCGGCGCGUACUCUUGACGGAACAACGGGCCCGCGCAAAUCUGGUGUUGGAGCACCAUGAAACGUUACGUCUUCUUGUGGAAUUGUUGAAGCUUUCACGUGGGGAGGUGGAUGUGAGACGAAGCAUCGAGGAAGAUGAAAAACGGCACCGCAUUGUGCUGCAAAAUCAAAUUGUAACGCGUCAGAAUAGACGUAGGGGAAGUGAGGCACUCGUAUUGUCAUCCUCUGUGGCAGCCCUCGCGGCGGAAACGGGGUCGGUGGCGCGUGCCUCACGCGUGCAUAGACAGUCGAGUGUCAUGUUGGUGGCGCAUGAGGAUCCACCAGGGGAGGAAGCGGGACGAAUUGUUCGGGCCUCUCCGGACAAGUAUGCCAUGGUGUAUCCAGGACGAGACACUGCCACACGGUGGUCAUUGCGUCCCGUGAUUUCGCUUCCCCGUGAACUAAACAGUGAGAUAGAAGAGUUCAAAUGCCUGAACAAUCACAUUAUGACAAAAUUGACAGUCAUGCCUCAUGGAUACAAUGGAUUUGAUUGUAAUGUGUGUGAUCGAGAGAUUCUUAAGAUCACCCCUGAAACCCCCGCCUUCCGUUGCCAUAAAUGUGACUAUGAUCUUUGUAUGCGGUGCGCUUAUCAAGGGCGCCUCAAGGACGUGAAUUUUGUUUGUGUGUCAUGCACCAAAAAGUUUACGUCCUCUGCAAAGUUGCAGGCACAUUCGCUACAGUGCCGUGGUCCUAGCUGGAGUCCAUCCCCGCGCCGUUCCUCACGUAUGAACACGAUGCUAUGGGAAAAGAUGGAAUCACACCGUGGCAGUCUACUGGAGGUGCGACUCCCUGGUGACCCCAAGCCCCGGCCCAGCGGACGUCAGUCUGGGCGCAGUUCAACAGGACGAGCCUCAUCUGGUGGACGCAUUAGCAUAGGCGACAGUCAUGUCGCUUCUCCAGAGGAUGUGAGGGUAAUGGUGGUGCCGCACCGUAAUGCAUCCUUCCCAGAUAUGCCCGAUUUGACCUCCACACAACAAACAGGGGGUGGUGGUCGGCGAAGAUCCACCUCAUUAAAAGGAGAGGGGCGUGCGAGUACCAACGGCAGUUUUUCCUUUGAGCUUCCACCUGAGAUUCGUCUGUCAAAGCAUACGAAAAGGGAGAGAGUUGAACCACGAAGCUCCGCAGAGAUGCAGGAAAUAGUAGACGUGGAUUCCCCUCCACUGAAAAAAAAGGAACGGACAGAGGUGCAAGUAGGGGUGUCGAGCGGGGAGGAAGCUAGUGUAUCUUCCUACAAGGUGAACGACAAGGGAGAUAUUAUUGGUAUAGCUGCUCAGCAUCGAGCUGCAAGAGAAUCAAGUCUUCAACAGCAGCAACAACAACAACAACAAGGCCAAGGCGUUAUUGUUAUUCGAGCUGAUACGGCUUCCAAACCACCAGAGAUGUCUAGCCAGCCUCGAGUCCCGCGUAGUGCCUCGUCCAGUCGUUCUGCGGGGGUGAUGCUUUCGGUAGCCACGAAAGUGGCUUCAAAAACAUUUGAACCUCCCUUGGCGCAAGUGACACGAGCAGCCACAUCUGUUACCAUCGCCACCACUUCUACUACCACUGGCUAUGAUGUCGCUCAAGUGUCAAAAAUGCCACAAAAGGUACGUCAACCCUCUGCCGGUAGUAUGAUGGCAAUGCAUGGUGGGCCUCCGCUGCCACGUAGGGGGCCUGGUAUGCCACAAAACACACUAUACCCGGUGACGAAAGCCGUUCCACCACCAAACCUUCCUGUACCACGUCAACCGUCCCACCCGUUGGUGCAAUUUGGGAGUGAAACACACCAAUUUAGUGGUGGUCAUCUUCCUCCUAGUGGAAGCAAUGCGUUUUUGGCACUUCCCCGUGAAGAACAGAAUAGACAGCGAUUUGUAGACGACUUUCUUAGUGGUGGGUGGGUUCGUUUCUACUCCUUCACCAACGAGGAGACGGUAGUGAUGUAUUACUGCGCACAGCCCGGUAGGUAUGGUGCUAUGUUUCCAACAGAAGCUGGUGUUGGCACGGCGGUGGUAGACGUUCACUCGAGACUGGUGCUGUAUGUACCAUGCAUGAACAAUGAGAGUACGAACCGCAGUCAACCACAUCCGCAUGUGCAAACUUUUUACGACGAGGAUGUGCGACUACUCGGCGUCACCGAGGCGCAGCGAUAUCUGGGCAGUGUAUUAGAAAGCAUUAUGGGUUUCGUGAAUGAGGUUGCACGACUUCGCGCGGAGGGAUUGACACCGGCAGCUGUUCACGCAGCGUAUAUUCAUCAACGUGAUAAAAGUGCUGUGCCGAAGGACACAAAGUUUGUCUAUGUGCGAAAAGUGUUUCCAGACCCUUCUGGAUCCUUUACCCUCUUUCGUCUCUCCAACCUCCGCUCACAGGUGGUGUGCAACGCACUCAUGGACAUUCGCUGGCAAAGCGAUAGAAGACACAACGUUGGACAAAAGUAUUACGUUCUCGCAGAUGGCACGGCAGAACCGUUCGUCGUGGAUCACACAGGCAUUCUCACGCAAGUCGAGACUGUGCUCAGCAACAACUUCCGCCGGUGA